AUUUUUAAUAAUUAACAAUGAUAUGGACACUGAUAACGUUGGGUGUUAGCUAGUAUUUUUAUUGAUAUCAUAAAUAAAUUUCGUGUGAGGCUGAAGAGUGAUUUGAAAGUUACCAGAAAUCCCAAAACAAAAAACAGCCGAAAAUGAAUUAAUGCAAUAUUUAUAAUUUCUCAGAUUUAUAUAGCUUCAUGAAAAUAUUUUAUCUAAAUAAAUACUUAAUUAAUUCAUCAAUCAAUUUUUAUGUCAUUUAAAUUAGAAUUACGUAAGGUAAUAAUGAGAUAAUUCACAGAAUUAUUUGCUUUUGGAUUAAGAUAUUUAUCUGUAAUGAAAUAGAUUGUACUCGUAAUGAGGACAGAAACAUUGAAUGUAUGAACACUGACAUUAUUUUGGUGAGGAUGCUUAAACUAACAGCUGUUUUCACUAUUUGGCUUGCUGUAGUUUCAGCGGCACCAGCCGACCCAAUUCUUCGUAAAUUGGACCCAACUCUGCGUUUUCAACAUGAACGGGAUUCUACCGGGAAGUACCAUUUGGUUGACAUGUGGAUGACCUUAAGUGACCUCGCUGAAGCGAACAGAUACAGCCCUGUUACUGAUAAUGUCUACCAUCUUUUUACUAGAGCUAACCCUACAGUGAGUCAGCCUAUGCACACAAACAGCAUUGGCCUGCUCCAAGCAAGUAAUUACAACAACGGACGUCGAACCAUAGUCCUCAUCCAUGGCUGGAGAGACAGUCCCAUCUCAGACUCUAUGGUCGCUUUGAUCCCAGCAUUUUUAGCCGCCGAAGACCUGAAUGUUUUCGUCGUAGACUGGACUGCUGCGUCUGACUCCAUAAAUUACCCGGUCGUACUUUCAAAUGCUGUUGAAUCCGGACGGGCCAUCGGUCAUUUUAUAAACUGGUUGAACGAAGCCACAGGGAGCUCCCCGGUGCAAUACCACAUCGUCGGCCAUGGACUUGGAGGACACCAAGCGGGUAUAGCUGCUAGGACUGUGGUUGGAGAUGUGGCCUAUGUUACUGGUCUUGACCCCUCUAUGGUGGGGUGGAUUAACCACAGCGACCGUUUCAGCCCAAACGACGGCUCUUACACCGAAGUGAUCCACACCAACUGCGGGGUCAACGGUUACAUUUCAGACUUGGCCCAGGUCGAUUUCUAUCCGAACGGCGGAGAAUCUAUGCCCGGUUGCGACUCCCACGCUUGUGACCACGCCAGGAGCUACUUCUACUUUGCUGAGUCUAUCACCACUGGUGGCUUUACUGGCAGACAGUGCGUUAAUUACUUGGCUGCCGUACUCCAGACCUGCAAUGUACUUCCUGGCACGCUCCAAAUGGGUGGUUUGAGACCCAAAUACGGGAGUUCUGGAGUAUAUCUAGUCUGGACUAAUGCCGCACCCCCUUUCUCACUGAACUAACGGGAACAAAGGAUAUUUUGUGAUCCCUGGCUGGUUAAGAUAGAAAAUAAACUUUUUCAGAUUAUAAUUUUAUUUAUUGUUCCAUAAUGUAUUUAACUGGUUAGUAAAAUUCCAUGCCCUUUAUUUGGGCUUGGUUUAAAAAAUUUUUAGUUUUAUCAACUCCUCAAAUGAUUGAAGGGCAUGAGGAUUUUUUGCAAUUUAUUUGCCCAGUUCAAAAAUACAUAUAUAUGUAAACAAUA
Messenger RNA from Amyelois transitella, 1645 nucleotides. RefSeq names its product pancreatic triacylglycerol lipase. Gene Ontology annotation, molecular function: lipase activity. NCBI's taxonomy places the organism in Eukaryota, Metazoa, Arthropoda, Insecta, Lepidoptera, Pyralidae. The record is from RefSeq and is a predicted model, not a curated record. The transcript is spliced from 6 exons. The coding region runs from base 369 to 1406 and encodes 345 amino acids.